AUGGGCUUCUUCUGGAGCUUCCUUCUGUCCUACCCUGAGAUCUUCCUAGCCCUCAGCUGCUUCUUCUGCCUCUAUCUCUUCCGCCUUGUCCGGCAGUGCCAGAAGAGCGCCAUCCCGGUGAACUGGCCUGUUGUUGGCAUGCUUCCCUUCCUCGUGAGGAAUCUGUACCACAUUCAUGACAAGGUCACUGAUAUGCUCCGUGAGGCGGGGUGCACCUUCAGGAUCAUUGGCCCAUGGUUCCUCAACAUGAACUUCUUGGCAACCUGCGACCCAGCCACUGUCAACCACUGCUUCAACACCAACUUCCACAACUACCCGAAAGGCAGCGAGUUUGCCGAGAUGUUUGACAUCCUAGGUGAGGGGCUGCUUGUGGCAGACUCUGAAUCCUGGGAGUACCAACGCCGUGUGGCGAUGCAAAUCUUUGCUAGCCGCGCCUUUCGGUCCUUCUCCAUGUCCACCAUCACGAGGAAGGCCGGCACAGUCUUGUUACCCUACCUUGAUCACAUGGCUAAGCAUGGCUCGCAGGUUGAGCUGGAGGGUGUCUUCAUGAGGUUCUCGCUUGAUGUCUCAUACUCCACUGUGUUUGCAACUGACCUUGACUGCUUGUCUGUGUCUCGCCCGAUCCCUCUGUUUGGCCAAGCCACAAAGGAAGUGGAGGAGGGAAUGCUAUUCAGGCACGUCGUGCCACCGAGCUUGUGGAAGCUCUUGAGGACGCUCAAAGUUGGGAGCGAGAAGAAGAUGGCGAAUGCAAGGGUGGUGAUUGACCAAUUCAUCUAUGAGGAAAUCUCGAAGCGGAAGGCACAAGCAGAGAAGGAAAGCCAAGGAGAUGUGCUGUCCAUGUACAUGAAAUGGCCAAUGGAUCCCAGCAUGAGUGAGCAGCAGAAGACCCAGUUCCUGCGCGACACGGUGGUGGGGUUCAUCUUCGCUGGGAAGGACCUCGUUGCUGUCACACUCACGUGGUUCUUCUACAUGAUGUGCAAGCACCCACAUGUCGAGGCGAAGAUCCUCGAGGAGAUCAAGGCCCUGCGGAGCACCACAUGGCCAGGGAACCUCUCUGUCUUUGAGUGCGAGACGAUCCGUCCUGCUAUUUACCUGCAAGCCGCGCUCCUCGAGACACUCAGGCUCUUCCCGGCGACCCCAUUUGAGGAGAAGGAGGCCCUCAACGAUGAUGUCCUGCCAAACGGUACCAGGGUCAGCAAGGGCACAAGGAUCAUCUUCUCGCUCUAUGCCAUGGGGAGGAUCGAAGGGAUAUGGGGCAAGGACUGCGCAGAGUUCAGACCAGAGCGGUGGGUUUCGAAGAGCGGGCGCCUUCGCCACGAGCCGAGCUACAAGUUCCUGGCCUUCAAUUCCGGGCCCAGGAGCUGUCUGGGGAAGGACCUUGGCCUCAACAACAUGAAGAUCGCAGCUGCUUCCAUCAUAUACAACUUCAAGGUCGAGCUGGUGGAAGGCCAUGCUGUGAUGCCUGAAAGCUCUGUGAUAUUGCACACACGGAACGGGAUGAUGGUUAGGCUCAAGAGAAGGGAGGCAGCUGCUUGAUUUUUGCUGCCCUUUGUGCAUGAAACUAGGUGUG
Messenger RNA from Lolium rigidum, 1570 nucleotides. Its product is annotated as noroxomaritidine synthase-like. The transcript has 2 exons. The record is from RefSeq and is a predicted model, not a curated record. The coding region runs from base 1 to 1536 and encodes 511 amino acids. Gene Ontology annotation, molecular function: heme binding; oxidoreductase activity, acting on paired donors, with incorporation or reduction of molecular oxygen; monooxygenase activity. Lineage: Eukaryota; Viridiplantae; Streptophyta; Magnoliopsida; Poales; Poaceae.